AUGACUGGAAGCGAGACUUUGAGCAGCGAUUCGAUUUUGUCAUUCAAGAAGGAAAACUACGAAACAGCCGAUUCCGUCAACCUUCUGAAUCAAUCGCUUCCACAUAUUACCGCACCACCAGGGUUGUCUGACCUGGAAAAGUCGUUCGCCCGAGAUUUCCAGCCGUUCGUACAACAAGAUCAGAUGCUAAAGACGUUGGUAUCGCAGGCAGCUCGUAACGCACUCGCCAGUCAAGACCCCUGCACGAUUCCAGACGAUCUUCGUGAGGAGCUGAUGAGGCAAAAGAGAAAAGACGACGCAUUCAAAACGGCGCUCUGCGACUCGUACAAACGUAAUCAAACCUGCUCGUACGGUGAUCAAUGUAGAUUCGCGCAUGGAGUACACGAGCUUCGCCUUCCACAACACCCACGCGGAAGAAAUCAUCCAAAGUACAAGACAGUCCUCUGCGACAAGUUCUCGACAACAGGAAACUGCAAGUACGGAACCAGAUGUCAGUUCAUUCAUAAGCUGGUUAAUCCAACGUUAUUGGCUCAAGCAAGCGGAAUGCUCAACAACACCUCAACACUAGCUUCUGCAACUUUCAAUCAGUCAUUGUUCAUGCCACCGGUGUCUUCUGAUCUCAGCAUGGAUCUUAAUCAAAGUCUACCGAUCCGUCAAUCAGACCUUGCCCGUGCAUUCGCUCGUGCCAAUCAAGUUGAUUCCGUGGAUGACAGUGUUACUCGGAUGGCGCGGAUCUUCGGCAAUCAGUUCCACCGAAAUCUUGGUUAUUCGGGUCUACGAAAUUAG
Caenorhabditis remanei is the source of this 786-nucleotide messenger RNA. RefSeq lists its product as uncharacterized. The record is from RefSeq and is a predicted model, not a curated record. The transcript is spliced from 2 exons. Lineage: Eukaryota; Metazoa; Nematoda; Chromadorea; Rhabditida; Rhabditidae. The coding region runs from base 1 to 786 and encodes 261 amino acids. Gene Ontology annotation, cellular component: cytosol. Gene Ontology annotation, molecular function: metal ion binding; mRNA 3'-UTR binding.